AUGCGAUCGUUCACGCAUUCCAGCUGGUCGCUUUGCUUGCUCACCGCCUCUGCCUUCGCUGGUAUCAUUCCAUCACCGAGCGGAUAUGAGGCGGAUGUCUYAACUAGUAACUGUGGAAAAGCCUGUUCAGAACUUGCUCAACUGCUUCCAGGCAAGAUUGUCUUUCCGAAUGACUCCAGCAACUAUACGCUCGAACAAUCCGGCUUCUGGUCCGUUCAACAGAGCUCGGCGGCACCAGCAUGUUUUAUAACGCCAGAGACCGCCCAAGAUGUUGCCGUUGUCGUCAAGACUGCGAAAUCCACAAGUUGUCCCUUUGCCAUCAAGGGAGGUGGCCACACCGCCUUUGCGGCCGCGUCGAGCAUCCAGGAUGGCGUAUCGAUCGAUAUGAGGAAGAUUAACGAGGUGACUCCUAGUGAAGACGAUUCCGUGGUAAGAACAGGUGCCGGUAAUCGAUGGGAAAACGUCUACAAGAUGUUGGCAGCCUACAACCUUACAGUCAUCGGAGGUCGCAUGGGUGGCGUUGGUGUUGGUGGGUAUACCUUGGGAGGUGGACUUGCGUAUUUCAGCGGGUCGUACGGACUUGCCUGCGAUAAUGUGAAGAACUACGAGGUGGUUCUGGCCAAUGGAACUAUUCGCGAUGUUAGUCAGGAAUCGGAUCCGGACCUGUACUGGGCUCUGAGGGGUGGAGGUAAUAACUUUGCGGUCGUUACGCGGUACGACCUUGAUGCGUAUCCCAUUCGAGACUUUUGGGCUGGGGGCCUCAGCUUCAAUAUUUCGGAGACAGACAGGCUGGUAGAAUCCUACUWCUACCUUGGACUCGCGACGGAAAGGGAUUACAAGGCAACAAGCUGGUUUGCGAUGCCAUAUAUCCCAGCUUUGAAGCAGCCUAUCAUUAAUAUGCUCCCGGUGUACAUGGACCCAGCUGCGGUCUCUGCCGAAUCUACCGUCUCCACUGCAGAAGCCAUCUUCGCAAACUUUACCUCUGCAACGCCUCUCAUUAACGACAUUAUGAUUGGAAACGUGUCCAGGAUUGCCGCCACAGCCGACGAUGAUUUCGCUGGGUUCAGAAAUACCUGGUGGGCAUUCAGCAUUAAGCUCAACCUUGAAUACAUGAACAUCAUGGCACACCGCUGGCUGGACUGGGACAAGACCCUCCUCACCGGUCUUUCCAGCUUCAACUAUCAAAUUCUUAGCAGCCAUGCGCUUGAGCAGACUGAGAGGAGAGGUGGUAAUCCUUUGGGCCUAAAGAAGGAGGAUGGACCGCUGGUGAUUGUGAACAUCACGCCGAAAUGGGAGGAUCCUGCGUCUGAUGCGGAAAUCUUUGCAAGGACGCAACAGUUCGUGGAGGAGGCGGUAAAGCUUGCCAAGGAGAUGGAUAUCUGGCACCAGUAUGUGUAUCUCAACUACGCGGCGAAGGAGCAGGGGGUGCUGGCAACUUACGGCCAGGAGAAUCUGGAGCGGCUGAGAUCUGUUGCGAGAGAGUAUGAUCCUGAAGGCGUCUUCCAGAAACUCGUGCCGGGAGGACAUAAGCUGUGGCAAUAG
Messenger RNA from Ramularia collo-cygni, 1542 nucleotides. Its product is annotated as related to 6-HYDROXY-D-NICOTINE OXIDASE. NCBI's taxonomy places the organism in Eukaryota, Fungi, Ascomycota, Dothideomycetes, Mycosphaerellales, Mycosphaerellaceae. The record is from RefSeq and is a predicted model, not a curated record. The transcript has 3 exons. The coding region runs from base 1 to 1542 and encodes 513 amino acids. Gene Ontology annotation, molecular function: FAD binding; oxidoreductase activity.